AUGCCUCCAAAGUCGAAGAGAAGAUCAACUAAAAAGAAGACCCCUGCAAAAGCGUCUGUUGCUGACGAAGCAGCAGAGGAGAUGGAUGAAACACGAUCGGAUCAUGGAGAUUAUUCAUUAGAAAAGACGGAAAAUAUCAAUGAUGAUGAUAAUAUGAAUAGUGAUGAUGAUAUUAAUAACAACAACAAUCAUGAAGAAAAAGAUGAUACAAUUACAACAACGCCAAAACGAGCACGAAGGAAACCAAUAUUUGAUCCGUCUGAUGUGAAUCACUCAAAAGCAGAAAGUUCUUCCGUUGAAGAUUUGGACGAUACAGAAUUGACUUCAUCCGAAAAGAAAAGAAAAAGAGCAAUUUCAGAAGAAAAUGAUGACGACACUGAUGACGGCAAUACGGUCACGGAGCCAAUAGAUUGGACAAACAAGGACGUUCUUGAAGAGUUGUCCAUUGGAGUGCUGCAAGAAGAAGUCAAGAGAAGAAGCAUGCCUAUCAAAGGUAAUAGAAAAGCUCUCAUCAACAAGAUACUGAAGUCAAACACAGAUUUUGACACUGAGGACUCUGAGGAGGGAAUAGAAACAACAUCAAAGACUGUCACAAAGGGUACAAAACUAGUUUCCCCAGAAAGCGUUUUUUCAAAAAGCUAUACACCUUCCAAAAAGUCACAAGGAAAGAGAGAGAAGCCAUUUGAUCCAAGAGAUGCUGAGACAUGGACUUUGGCAGAGUUAAGAGAAUAUUUAAGGGCUAUUGGUAUUAAUGCAUACGAUAAUAAGCAAAAAAUUAUGGAACGAUACAUGCCAACAAUCAAAGCUAACCUAAGAAAGAUUUAUGGAGACAGUAGUGGUGGAAGUAGUAGUAAUGCCUCCAGUAGUACGGAGACAGCAAUUCCAAAGCCAAAACCACCGACACAAGUUAAAAAAGGAGCCUCAAAGAAAUUAGCUGUAGAGCAAAAAGAAACUCCUAAAAAACAAACCAACAAAGAAUCACACAAACCUCCCACAAAGAAAGACCAAAACAAUGUGACUAGACAGGAUGGUAGAUUAAAUCAAACAGUCUCAGAAAAACAGCCUACUGUCGAUGAAGUUCCACCAACCUCUUUUCGUUCAACACAUUCAUUUGAAAUAGUUGAUGAGGCAAUUGGUCCUACGAUUACAAGAUCCAUGCCGUUUUUUGCAGAUCCAUCCAUCCAUAAAUCAUUUGAACUGAGUUAUAGACGAAAACAUUUAGUGCAGAAAGUUGAUCAACGUCAGAUUAAUCCAUAUUUUUCCCAACUGACAUCUAGUUACUCAUUUAUUUCCAACAGACGAACUAAGAAAACAUUACCUGAAGCGUACGAAAUUCCUGAUUCUGAGCACACUAUCAAAGAUCCUGUGCUCGAUCGAAUAGUUAAAGAGGAAAUGGAAAAGAAUUCAAAAGAUGAUUUGUCACUUGUAAAAUGUAUUGAAGCAUGCUCAGAGAAAGAAGAUUUUGGAGAAAAAGAAAAUAUUUCUACACUUUGUGGGCUUCACAAAUGCACAUCACUGGAAACAAUUAUCAUACAAGGUACUCGAAUUUCUUCAAUUUUUCCAUUAUCCAAAUUGGAAAAGCUCAAGCAGGUUUUUUUGGCUAGAAAUAGGAUUGCCAGCUUGGAACAUCUUCCUCCAUUUGCUGAAACUGUUAAUUUAUCUUUCAAUGUCAUACGAUCCCUAAGAUUUCCUUCCUCCCUUUGUGACACUCUAGUAUAUCUAAAUUUAAGUUAUAACCACAUGUUUGACGUCGAUAAUGUGUCAAUAACCUCCAUAUGUAGCCUAUGCGCCUUAAAAGAAUUGGACUUAUCUGGAAACAGCCUUACAGAUGCCUCUGUAGCUCCCUUAGCAAACGCUAAAUUCAAAAAGACUCUACAAUCCUUGCGCUUGAACAACAACUACAUUACAAAUCUCUCAUUCCUCACAAAAUAUUACAAGGUAUCUGAGUUUUUAUGCAGCUCCAAUUUCAUCCUUGAUCUCACUCCUCUAGUUCAUUUACGAUCUAUAUCAGAAAUAUUUCUGGAUGAUAAUCCUCCUCUCUUACUCUCACUACAUAUUCAUUGUAAAACUGUUGAUUGGGACAGUGUUAAACUUUCGGAUGCACAACUUGUGGAAUAUCAAGCGAAAGGGCAGUCGAAUUUACAAUUCAUAUACAUGCUUUUGAGAGAAUCUGUUCGAGUUGUGGUAUAG
Naegleria fowleri is the source of this 2190-nucleotide messenger RNA. RefSeq lists its product as uncharacterized. Gene Ontology annotation, molecular function: protein binding. NCBI's taxonomy places the organism in Eukaryota, Heterolobosea, Eutetramitea, Acrasida, Naegleriidae. The transcript has a single exon. The coding region runs from base 1 to 2190 and encodes 729 amino acids. The record is from RefSeq and is a predicted model, not a curated record.